This is a messenger RNA of Penicillium egyptiacum, 867 nucleotides long. NCBI's taxonomy places the organism in Eukaryota, Fungi, Ascomycota, Eurotiomycetes, Eurotiales, Aspergillaceae. The record is from the annotation of a GenBank genome assembly.
AUGUCCAGCAAAGUUAGCGUCCUUGGCCUCGGGGCCAUGGGAACAGCACUUGCAACCAAGUUCCUCGAGAAUGGCUACCAAACCACUCUCUGGAAUCGAACAACCGAAAAAGCUGCCUCCCUGGUCGAGCGGGGUUGUCGCUUAUCUGCGACAAUACCUGAUGCUCUACAGGCAAGCGAUCUCAUUUUGAUUUGCCUCAUCGAUGCUCAGGCCGUGAAGGAGACUCUGUCACGAGCUCUCCAAUCAUUGGCCGGCAAAACUGUCAUCAACCUCACAAACGGUACACCUGACCAAGCCCGGCAGCUGUCCGAACUUGUUCUCACCCAUGGUGGGACAGAGUACAUCCACGGCGGCAUCAUGGCUGUACCGGCCAUGAUCGGCUCCUCGGAAGCCGUCCUGCUUUACAGUGGAGGAUCGCAGGAGAAUUUCCGGCGCGUGAAGAAGGACCUGUCCAUUUUAGGGACCGGGAAGUUCCUCAGUGAGGAUGCGGGAUCCGCAUCGCUCUACGAUUUGGCUCUAUUGAGUGGAAUGUAUGGUUUAUUUUCGGGGUUCCUGCAUGCGACAGCACUAGUCAGGUCCGGAGAGAAGGAAGCCACGGCUACUGGGUUUAUGUCCCUACUGGUCCCCUGGUUGUCAGGUAUGAUCGGCUAUCUUGGCGUGAUGGCGAAGCAGAUCGAUGAAGGCAAUUAUGUUACUCAGGGUUCGAAUAUAGCGAUGCAAAUAGUCGCGGUGGAGAAUAUUCUCGAAGCAAGUGAAACAAACGGAGUGUCCGCAGAUGUGAUUCAUCCGAUCAAGUCGUUGAUGAAGCUUGCAUUAGCGGCUGGUCGGGAGAACGAGGAUAUCUCGGCACUUAUUGAACACCUGUGA